Messenger RNA from Scophthalmus maximus (turbot), 5526 nucleotides. RefSeq names its product polyhomeotic homolog 2b (Drosophila) (gene phc2b). Gene Ontology annotation, cellular component: nucleus; PRC1 complex. The record is from RefSeq and is a predicted model, not a curated record. Gene Ontology annotation, molecular function: zinc ion binding; protein binding. The transcript has 17 exons. Bases 334 to 3237 code for a protein of 967 amino acids. NCBI's taxonomy places the organism in Eukaryota, Metazoa, Chordata, Actinopteri, Pleuronectiformes, Scophthalmidae.
AGAUGAAAAAAAAGAGUCGCUCUGGCCCCGCCCCUUCCUCUGCUCCGUCUCCGCUGCUCUUUCGCCGCAGGCGGGACUUGACACCGCCGAGCCACCGUCCGGAGAUGGUGUAGAGUAUCAGGGGGGGAGACGACGAGAGGGAGCGCGGCGACGGCCGAGACCGACGCAGGAGCGAGGCUACGGGACUUCCGACAACGAUGAACUGAAACCAGUAGAUGUUUGGCCAUUUCAAAAUCUGGAUCGGUUUCCCCUGAGAUUUGUGGAUAGUCUCCAGCUGUGCUCCUGCACGUUGAAGUUGCCAGUUCCAGUCCCUCAUUUCCAGUAACAGACAGGAUGCACAGGAGAGCCAUUCAGAAGAGCCGGGGGUCAAAGGUGAGAAGAGCAGAGGGCACCAUGGAGAGUGAGCCGGGGGCCCCUGCCUCUGCGGCGAGUGGCACUGGGACCGCCACUUCCUCCACCAGCAGCUCCUCUGCCACCACCACCACCACAGCUGCCAGCAGCAGUAGUACCUCUAACACCACCGCUACUACUUCUACCGCUUCCACUAGCAGCAAUACGAGUAAUAUCAGCAGCAGUAGUAGUAGCAACACUACUAGUACGACAACAGGAAGACAGACCGUGCCUCAGAUAUCGGUGUACAGUGGGAUACCUGACCGACAAACCGUGCAGGUGUUCCAGCAGGCACUGCACAGACAGCCCAACACGGCAGCACAGUACCUGCAGCAGAUGUACGCUGCUCAGCAGCAGCAUCUGAUGCUGCAAACCGCCGCCCUCCAGCAGCAGCACAACCUCAGCACCGCUCAGCUCCAGAGCCUGGCAGCUGUACAGCAAGCGAGUAUCGCAGCUGGACGGCAAAGCUCUUCACAGAAUGGCACUUCAUCUCAGCAGACAGGAUCUACUCAAGCUACGAUCAACCUGACCACCUCCCCUGCGGCAGCUCAGCUGAUCAGCCGGGCCCAGAGCAUUAGUUCCACCCCCACCAGUAUUACCCAGCAGGCUGUUCUGCUGGGCAGCCCGUCCAACACCACCCUCACAGCCAGCCAGGCCCAGAUGUACCUGCGCGCACAGAUGGCCCAGCAGAAUAACCUGGUGCAAGUGGCCCGGAGCCUCGGCCGGGCGGUUCCUCUGUCCCCUCAGCUCAUCUUCACUCCCACAGCCACAGUGACGGCCGUGCAGUCAGAGAGCUCCACGCAGGCCUCCUCUCAGAAUCAGGUCCAGAACCUCGCCAUCCGCGGCCAGCAGGGGGCGACCUCGUCCUCCUCUCAGACGCAGACCCUGCAGGCUCUCAGUCUGAAGCAGAGCCCUGUGCCCAUCCAGCCCACCUCGCUGGUCAAGAAUCCCAGCCAGGGUACGCAGGUCGCCUCCGCGGGGAAGACCAGCUCCUCCUCCGACGGCUCCUCCGAUGGAGGGAAGAAGGGUGACGGUGCAGCGGUCACAGAAGUCCGGGCAAUAAACAUGAGCCGCCACGUUACGACCCUCAGUGCUCAGCCUCUCAUUGCUCCAGCUUACACCCAGAUCCAGCCACAAUCCCUGGUGCAGCAGCACAAGCAGCAUCAACAGCAGUUCAUGGUCCAUCAGGGCCAAGGUUCCCACCAGAAGACGACGGGCCACCUGCUGCAGACUGCCUCCAUCCAGCCAUCACAGCACCCGGUCCCUGUGCUGCCCAAACCUGCUCCACACCACCAGGCCUCCACGCCCAGCCAGCAGGCCACCAUCUUCCACUCUACCAUCAGCCCCCAUCACGCCCUCCACUCCUCCCUCAGCCACGCCAAAGCUCAGCCCGUCCAGCUCACAGCCAUCAACCUUCAAAUACAGCCAACAGCCUCCCGCUUGGUUCAGGACAGUAAAGAUAAGCCAACCUCAUUGGUGGUGAGAGAGAUGUGUCCGACCCCAUCCGCACAGCAACAACAGCAGCAACAGCAACAACAGCAGCAGCGGCAACAACAACAACAACAGCAGCAGCAGCAGCAGCAGCAGCAGCAGCAGCAGCAGCAGCAGCAACAACAGCAGCAACAACAGCAGCAGCAGCAGCAGCAACAGCAGCAGCAGCAGCAGCAACAACAGCAGCAACAGCAGCAGCAGCAGCAGCAGCAGCAACAACGGCAGCAGCAACCUGCACCUUUGCCUUCACAUCCUGCCAAGCCCGUGGAGCAGCCCAAGGUCGACACAGUUCCACCAGCUGUUCAGCCACAAGUUGGGGGGUCGAGCAAGAAGCCGGCCGCCGCACCUGGGACUCCACCUCCUGCCAUGACCUCGGGACACGAGAGCGAGGCGCCCAGUGUGACGGGCAGCGCGCCGCAAAACGGGGAGAACAAACUGCCCCAGGCCAUCGUCAAGCCCCAGGUCCUCACGCACGUCAUCGAAGGCUUCGUCAUCCAGGAGGGAGCCGAGCCGUUCCCGGUCUGUGUGGAGCGUCUGCCCAUUAUCAUCGACAGCCCAAAGAAGCUGGAUCAUCAGCUCUCCUCAGACCCGGACAAAACUCCGCUCAGCAACGCAGCAAACACCGACUCAGAGCCGGAGGACCUGAACCCGCCAGAAAAAGAACAAGAGCCCAAGCUGACGUGUGAAUACUGUGGCUGGGUCGACUUUGCCUUCACCUUCAAGGCCUCGAAAAGAUUCUGUUCCAUGGUUUGUGCAAAGAGGUACAAUGUGGGUUGUACCAGACGGAUGGGCCUUUUCCGUCCAGAGAGGAGUAAACCGACCAAACGCUGGCGAAGAAGAUCUCAGGGGCGUUCCAGUAUAGAGGCUAAGAAGCAGAAGCUGUCCCCGUCACCUCAACAGACUCCCGGCGGUUCCGUGUCCUCACCACAUCCCUCACAGCCCAGUCAGGAGGAGUCCAGCCCGUGUUCGGACAUGUCCAGCUACGAGGAGCCUCCGUCUCCCCUGUCCGCCGCCAGCUCGGGACCCCUGGAUCCCACCCCGGCCCCCGCUCAGGUCCCCGUCCGCCGGCAGCCGAGCAGGGCCUCGGACCAGGAGGGCUGCGCCGUGAGAGACGCACCUUCACUCUGCCAGCGGUUCAUACCCAACGACCCCACCAAGUGGAACGUGGAGGAGGUUUACGAGUUCAUCUGUUCACUGCCAGGUUGUCAGGAGAUAGCGGAUGAGUUUCGGUCUCAGGAGAUUGACGGACAGGCCCUGUUGCUGUUGAAGGAAGACCACCUCAUGAGCACCAUGAACAUUAAACUGGGGCCUGCGCUCAAGAUCUUUGCACGCAUCAACAUGCUCAAAGACUCAUAGCAGUAAAGUGUUUGUGUGUGAGUGUGAGAAGAACAGUGUUUAAAACCUUGGUGCAGGACGGAGGAUGCGUCACUGUAGUACUGACGGCACUACGAACUUUGCCUUCUCCCCACCACCGGGCUGGUUCCUGUGAUAUAGGAUCUCACUUCUGACUUGACUCGACCCCACAAACGGUUCAUAUUCAACAACCAUGCGACUGUUGAACCUCGGCUACUGGAACUAAUGGUGGUUUCACCAUGAGCACUGGAAAACAUUCAAAGUUCAAGUUUGAAGGUUUUAUAUAAGAUUCAUUGCGACUAGAUGUCGCAGGCAAUGUCGGACCAAAAUCCAAAAGCUCCGUCGGCCACAUCUCCCCCUCCAUGUCUCAUCUCCGCCCUCCCACAUCUCCAACCUCCCUCUGUGUUCUCAGCAAGUUGGUCUUAAACGUACAACCAAAAGCACAACCAAUAAAGAGCCGGAAAAAAAACUAUUAAGCUGGCUACCAUGCAGACUGGUGAAAUGGAUAAUUGCUACUCGCCAUACACACGUGUGUGUAACCCUUAAAGCAGUUGUUUGAUAGUUAAAUCCUCAAACAACUGCUUUAAGCGAUUUUAAUGCAAUACACUUUUUGUAAAAUUCAGCAAAUAUUUAGUCACGGUCCGCUAGCUGUUGGUGUGUGCGCUGAAAAAUAAAUCAGAUUUUUCUACACAGCACCUGGCUUUGUGAAUUAAAUUUGAAUAAAAAUGGUGCAGGCCACACCUCAAAACACUUUGUGUAGUUUGUAAACAUCACUCCCGACACCUUAAGAGACGCCCUAGCACUACGACACUGCGACUCAGGAGUUUUGGCCUCGUGUUUAGCACGUCCGUCUCCCAUCCCAUAAUCUAUGUCCAAAAUCGCUUACUGCCCCUUUAAAAACAGUGUGAACAGAGGAUUGAAAGGAAAAUCGGGAGCCACAGUGAGAUCUGUGCCAAAUUCCCAAAUGUGGAUUGUCAUAUAAUAUUUAAUGUUUAAUCUUUCUCACUUCUGAGCUGUAAUCUUGAUAUCUGAUGCAGAUACAAAACGGAUGAAGAACACAUUGAAAAAUGUCACUUAUGUUUGUUCCACCGGAUGUCAGGGGGUCGGGGUCACAUUCAAACCAACGGGCAACGUGGGAAGCUCGGGUUUUACGGUCAGCACCUCAAACCCAGAGGGACCAGGAGGGGCCACUGGUCUUGGGAGGGUGGGUUCAUGUAUCACCUAAUUAAAUCUCUUAUUUCAACCUGCCCAUUACACAGCUACAGACGACUCCCCUGUGCUUUCACGCACCUUGCUGUGUUGCAUUAUAAGAUCUAAUCAUAAUGCAAGGCAAGAAAUAUGAUAGGAGCACUUACUAACAACCAGGUGUGGACGUUGGCGGCAGGAAGACAACUUUUAUCAAAUGUUAUUUAAUCGGAUAACGCGCGUGUGAACUAACUCAACGAUCACAGCGGGUGAGAACGGAGCAAUUCAAUUCGGUGGAGAAAACAAGGCAGGGAGAAGCGUUGCCAAAGUUUACUAACUGUUCAGUUCAUUGUGUGUUUGUGUUGGUUCAAGCUGCAACACGGUCGAGUGACUUUAUUAUUAUAUUAUUUUAUAGACAUAUUUGUACAGUUUUGUCAGCGUGCAAAUGAGGGCGGGAUGGCUGCGUGUGUGUGGGGCUGGGAACAGAAGAUUGCAUUUAUUAAUUUGCUCUUUUAUUCAGUAGAUGCCCCUUUGCCUUUUUUUUUUUACACUCACUGUUCUAGAAUAUACAGCUUGAUUUAAGCAGCGUCUUUUGUGACAUUGAUUUCUCUUUCAUGAGGAACUUGCCAGGUUGUUUUUUUUGCCUAAGAUAUGACAUUGAUUUCUAUUCUCAGUUUCAUAGGACACUAAGUUAUCAAAUUAAUAAUCAGGGUAUGCUGCACCCUGCAUUUAGCACUUACUUUCUUUUAAUUUCAUGUUCUGAGAGUCACAACUGUGCAGUACUUCAAACAGGUUUAUAAUAUGUACAUAGCAGCUCAAGUGACGAAACUAACUUUCUUUUUCUUAAGUUAUCCAUGUUAAUUUUAAAACAGAAAUUUAAUGAAUGUGUUUAAUAUUUUGAAAUAUGCAAAUAUAUAAAUAUGGCCUCUGGAGUUGUUUUGUAAUGCUUUUUUGCUUUUUUCUAAUGAAAAUAUGAUCAUAUCUAUUUGUGUUUUUGUGGCUGUAAUGGCAGGUCAACUUUUUUAGAUGAUGCUUUUGUUUAAUGCUUGUAUUUAUCGAAAAAAAGUUUGUUACACAACAUUUUGCAAUUAUAAAUAAUUUGCAGUA